AUGACGGCUUCCGACACCACUUUGCCUUUGAAACCCGGCUUGGUGAAGGCAAGCAACUCUUUCGAGGACGUUCUGUCCACUGAUGUUGGCUCGUCCGACCAUGAGGCCCCAGUAUCUAAGCCAGACAAGAAAGAGAGACCUCGUUCCGGUUCGAAAAGCACUGCAAAUGCCCAGAUCGCACCGGCACAGCCUCCUAAGUCUUCUAAAAAAGCGGCUCGAAAGCAGAGGACUUUACCGAAGGAAAUAAGCGUUUUGCGCACUGCCCUUCGUGCGAAAGGCAAUGAGGUGAUGCACGAGGUUGCGGCCCAGCAGUCCAACAACAAGGCGAAGGGAAAGAAGGCUCAAGCCAACAGGUCCAACGGACGGGCGCCGCCAGGCUUAGAGCACAGCCAGGCGGGCCCGCCGCCGGGCGCGGGGCCGUCCCCUUCUCAGUGGCUCCAAGCGGGCCAGGCCCUCCAGGCUACGAAGACCGUGCCGAUGCUCAACACUACAGAUGUCAUGGCAGUCGGAGAGCAGAUCCUUGCUCUGGGAACAACUUUGCAAAGAAUGCAGGCUGUUAUCGAAGGUCAAAACAUGGCGCUUGGGCAUGUCGCGCCUCCAAUUCCACUGCCAACGCGGGAGCCGUUUGUGAAGACCGAGAAGCAUGACGUUAGUGAGUCCAGGAGAGAUUGCGAAGAUGACGUGCGCGAGGACUUGCGAGCGGUGGCAUGGCUACGUCUCUGA
Messenger RNA from Symbiodinium sp. CCMP2592, 723 nucleotides. Lineage: Eukaryota; Dinophyceae; Suessiales; Symbiodiniaceae. The record is from the annotation of a GenBank genome assembly.